AUGUCCAAGAUGGACUGUGCCGAAGCACGGAAGCCUAAGUUCUCCCUAGCCGAGCCGCCACCGCUGCGCCGACCAGCUCUACCCCAGAAAAGUGUUGCACUGUAUGUUAACCGUUUCCAUGAUGGUGACGUCAGUGAGGCCUAUCUAUCAUCAACAGGAGUCUACAGUAGGAAGACCCGUGCGGCUCUGAAGCAUCGGGAAAGCAAGGCGCAUCAAGAGCAGGUCUUGGCACUCACGAAGGCUCAUCUGAACUACUAUCAGCUGUUCUGUGAUCCGUCCGGUUACAGGAGGCUCUAUGCGAUGAAUCAUAGGACUGGUGAGCUCGUAUUUGAUCAGUACUUUUUGAGAGAACCCCAGAGGUUGACAGAGAUGGCCAAGGCGCUCAGUCUGAUCCAUGGCGAAGCGAAGCUCCCUCAGGGAAUGAUUAUUUGUAAAGCUGUUCCGAACUGGUUUAGUCAUUUCGAGUAUUAUGUUAAGAACGCUACUGGCAGAGACAAGUUCGAGGAGUGGAGGACAAACAAGGACAAGCGGCUUUCUUCCCUGCAGAAAAUUGCCCUCAGAAGUCAGAAUGGCGAAAUGGUUUAG
This is a messenger RNA of Perkinsus marinus ATCC 50983, 585 nucleotides long. RefSeq lists its product as hypothetical. The transcript is spliced from 7 exons. Lineage: Eukaryota; Perkinsozoa; Perkinsida; Perkinsidae. The record is from RefSeq and is a predicted model, not a curated record. The coding region runs from base 1 to 585 and encodes 194 amino acids.